This is a messenger RNA of Arthroderma uncinatum, 450 nucleotides long. RefSeq lists its product as uncharacterized. The record is from RefSeq and is a predicted model, not a curated record. NCBI's taxonomy places the organism in Eukaryota, Fungi, Ascomycota, Eurotiomycetes, Onygenales, Arthrodermataceae. The transcript has 3 exons. Bases 1 to 450 code for a protein of 149 amino acids. Gene Ontology annotation, molecular function: single-stranded DNA binding.
AUGUUCCGUCAAUCCACUUUCCGAGCCCUCGGCAAUGCCGCUGGGCUAGCUACCAGCAACGUAUCCCGUGCCUUCAGCAGCACCGCGCGACGAGAUUUCGCCAGACUCACUCUCGUCGGCCGUCUAGGCAUGGAGCCAGAGGUUACAACUUCCGUGAAUGGACGCGAAUAUAUUAGAUAUCACAUUGCUACCUCCUAUGGCCCCCGAGAUAACAAACAGACCAGCUGGUUCCGCAUCAUGAGCUUCGUUGACGGGCCCGCCAGGGACAACUUGCUUAGUCUUCCAAAAGGAACUUUAAUGCUCGUUGAAGGAGAUGCCAGCCUUCGCGUUGUCGAGGAGGGAGAGGGAAAGAAAUCCAGCGUCCUAAACGUUGUCCAACGCACAUACGAAGUCCUCAGCAGACCUUACAACCAAAACAACCAGCAAGAAAACAACCAGCAAGAAUCGUAG